CGAGCGAAACAGAAUUGGCAAAGAACUUGGAACCCGCUACCACCAAUACACAGUUAUUCAACCAAUAUGAGUUCCUACAUCCCUUCAAACCUGAACCCUUACCGGGGUCCGGUCCAUUCCAAAUCCUGUCCACCGCUUAGGAAAAGGAAGGCUAUGUCAGGCCGUCACAGCACGUUGGAGAAGGUCGUAGCUAGUGGCGUGAGGGUCGGCGGGCGAAAAGCCGGCCGUGGAGUGUGGCAGUCUCGACGAUUUGUUGUUUUGAUCAUCGAAGAUCCUGUACUUGACCUAACGACACAAGCAGGACGUGCUGCUAAAGUACCCCAUAUUGUUUCUGAGGAUAUACACCGGACCUACACAAUGAACGCCUCUAGAGGUGUUGCUCCUCAGCAAGUGAUUAACAUACCAGGAGACGACCCCGUUCAGAUAGAAGAUGACGUUGUUAAUGCUAUGGUUGACAUGGCACCUGCCACUUCUAAGCCAGUGCCCGUACAGCCUGCUGCCAACCGAGGGGCUGUAGCUAAGCAAGCAAGGGUUGCCCCUCCAAAUCCCGGCAACUUCUAUCCAAAGAUCUCGUUUAGGGUUCGGAGCCUAAAUGACGACGACCCCGGCCUUGAGUAUGAACUCACGAUCAAUGAAUCAUUCAAGAUAAUUUACUAUGACUACGCUAGGAGGGUAGACUCUCACCCGAAAGACAUUACUAUCAGGAAUGCUCAUGGCGAGGUUCCCUGGCAUAACAAUCCAAUGUUGGCCAGGAUUGUGAACGGGGUUGUCCUGUGGGUUUGGAGCCAGGUACCCGAGGCCAACAUGGAUAUUCGUAAGAAGCUAGUCUAUCUCCGAGAGCCGCGAACACGUUCGGUGAAGAAGAAAGUACUAGUCAUGUUGGAUGAGUCUCUGGACGGACUGUUUCGAGCUUGGAGUGACGUGGUGCGUGUUAGUCCUAGCAAAAUUUUUAUGUUUCACGAGAACAAAAAGGUCACGCCAGUUAUGGAUGUUCGGGGUGCGGCCAUGAGGAAUGGCGACGAAGUAUUUUGCUUCACAAACAAAUAGGGCAUGAGGAAGCCUAAUGUCAUGUGUCAGUGGAACCAAAAUCAACUGAAUCCCCUUUGGUAACAACCCUAGUGAUCCUAGUCGUAUGUUUAAUUAUGAUUUUGAUUAUGAUUCCCGAUGUAAUGUUUAAUUGCAAUUUUCAUUCUCAUCCUACCUCUUUGAACUUGAACAACGAUUGUUCUAAUUAGUUUUUAAUUAUGACAUUUGUUGUAUGAAUUAGCACAAUGUGUUGCAAACAACAGUUAAGCACUUCCGGGGACUAUUACACAUGACUACCACAAACAAAACAGUAAAAAGGUUAAAACCAACGAGAAAAUAGGGUAGUUAAAAUUGUAAAAUGAAACGCCAUAAUUACCAACCCUCGAGAAUUAGAACGAUUAAUUCCGUAAAAACACUUGUUCAUUCCCCUUCAAAACCGUCUUAGAAACCUCUAGAAAAAAAUAUUUAUUAUUCGGCCAGGAAAAAAAAAAAUUCGCUAAUUGAAUUCUGCUACAAGGUGAAUAGUCAAAAAAGGUUUAUGUGUCCCAAUUAGGACAUUAUUCAG
Molecule: messenger RNA, 1591 nt
Organism: Chenopodium quinoa (quinoa)
Lineage: Eukaryota; Viridiplantae; Streptophyta; Magnoliopsida; Caryophyllales; Amaranthaceae
Exons: 2
Coding region: 67-1047 (326 amino acids)
Source: RefSeq, a predicted model, not a curated record